GGCAAGGGAAGGGAAGGGAGGGAGGAUGAUCGGCGCGGGGGGCGUGCAGACAGAAAGCCCCCGCGAUGCCACUGCCAGUGGGGCUGUAAGGGAGAAUUAAAGAUGAUAUCUGCUCUUUCUGCUCCCCGAUUGCGCUUGAAGGCGACGGUGAGAUGAGAUCCACGCAGAGUAAGAGGCUGUCUUCUCGCUGCGCUCUCAAACGGUCUGUGUUUUGCGCCGUGGUGCGUCGGGGGCGCGCGGCUCACCGCUGCACCAGCUCCAGCUCCAGCGGGGACUAAAGAGAGCUGCUCCUCAUCACACCGCAUCAAAAUAAAAAGGGGAAAGCCGGGGCCAAUUCACCACGAUGAGGGCCGUUUGGGCAAACUUGUUCGCGGUGCUCUUGCUGUGCGCCCUGGGGAGCGUCUUCUACGCCUGGAACGCGCUGGAGGACCGCGUGGGCCGACACAAGCGCCGGGUGUCCGCGUCCCCGCACCGGGCUCUCCCAGUCCCCGAGGACCUCUCAGCCAAAACUUUCAGAGCUCUGCUGGCCGUUCCAGCUCCAGGGAGGAGAGCCGGGGCGCACAACCUCUCCAGCCAUUUCCAUGUGGACGGGGAUAACAAGAGGUCAGCAGCGCGGGGGGAGGCUGCGGCCAGGUCUCCGGUGGAGAAUGGGAUAUUCUGGAGCGAGUGGCUGGAAGAUCUCCUCCCCGCGGGCUUCACGGAGGAACACGCCCGGGCUUGGAGAGCCAGAGCCAGGUCAUCCCGCGUGGUGAAGCUGGAGCGCGGAUGCGGCAGGAGAUCCAACCAGCUGGCCACGUUGGCGGACGGGACUAAAGCGUGCGUGCGUUAUGGGAUAAACCCGGACCAGGUGCAAGGAGAAACUUUGACUUAUUACCUGGCCAGUCUGCUGGGCAUCACCAACCUGCCCCCGCUGGCGCUGUCUCGGGUGAGCGCUUACAGCGAGCAGUGGGCGGCGGUGCGGACGCGCAGCGCCGGCUUGCAGUGGAGCGACGGCACCGUGGUUUCCCUCACGGAGUGGAUCUCCAACCUGAGCGGGGUGGUCACCCCUGCCCCCCUCAGGCAGGAGAGCCUGGGCCUGCACCCGCAGCUGCCGGGGCUCCGGGACAAGAGCCCCCCGGAGCUGCUGGAGCUGCUGCAGUGGAGCGACCUGAUCCUGCUCGACUACCUGAGCGCAAACUUCGACAGGCUCGUCAGCAAUCUGUUCAGCCUGCAGUGGGACUCCCGCGUGAUGGAGAGAGACACGAACAACCUCCUCAGAACGCCCGCGGGGCGGCUGGUGUUCAUAGACAACGAGGCCGGGCUCGUGCACGGCUUUCGGGUGCUGAACAUGUGGGAGAAAUACCACAGCUCCGUGCUGAACUCUGUGUGCGUGUUCAGGAGAAGCACGACGCGGCGGCUGGCGGAGCUGCACAGGCGCGGGGACUCCAGGCGGAGGCUGCUGGAGCUCUACAGAGACAGCGAGCCUUUGUCUCAGGAAUUAGGAUUUCUCUCAGACGAGCACGCGGGUGUUCUCCAGGACAGAAUAGACAGAUUACACGAACACGUUUUGCGUUGCAAAGAAAAGUACAGCACGCCGUGACGCGGCGCCACGCACGGUAGAUGGAUGCGUUUGUCCGCCUUUCAAACGUUACACCCAGUACUCGAGUUGUAAAAAAAGUCAGGGGGGAUGGUGGAUUUUAUCAUAUGGGGACAGAUCAUUUGUGCUGAUUACAAAUAAUAUAAUAUAUUACAAAUAAUAACACUGACCAAAACACCUGCAGAAAUACUGCAGGAAUGACAUAGCAGCAGUUAAAUGCAGCCUUCUGUAAGCUUUAAAUAUCCACUGGGCUUACAUCAAAUACAUCAAAACACAAAAAUAAAAACAGUUUUCUGAACUUAUCAAUAUGCCUCUGUCCUUCACAGGAUAGGUAUAAUGGAUCACUGCAAAAACUCAAAAUCUUAACAAGAAUAUUGGUCUUAUUUCUAGUUAAAAUGUCUCAUUUUAGUAAAACAAUCUCAUUACACUUAAAACAAGACUCAUCACUGGAAAAAACACCUGUUUCAAGUAGAUUUUCACUUGAAAUAAGUAGAAAAAUCUGCCAUUUUCCUUUUUAUUUCAAGUGAAAAUAUACUUGAAACAGGUGAAAAUUGUCAGAUAAGUUAUUUUUCUGGUGUUAUUUUUGGUGAUGACUCUAAAUGUUGAAAUAGCAGUAAAACCACAUUCAUUGAUGAAAUGACAUAAGGGAUGGAAAGGGGGGAUGGCAGUUUUACAGGGGGAUGAUUUUGACCGUUUUUAUUUCAGGGGGGAUGCCAUCCCCCCUCAUCCCCCCUCAACUCGAGUACUGGUUACACCUGCGCUAAACUGAUGCGAUUUACACAAAAAAACUGUCUUGAAUAUCCAUCUGAACUACCUCUUGUGAAUAAUGCGCUGCCUCCUUUAUAAAUAAGUACAUUUGACACGUGUUUAUAAUCUGCUGACUGAAUAUUUGUGGCCUCACAUAGGGGAGACAAGAUGACACCUUGUCUGUUUCACCCCACGUACGCUAAACUUAAUAAUAAGAACAAAUGUAAAGAGUAGGAUGGAGUCUGUGUUCAGUAAUAAUCCCAAUGAUACCCCGUUAAGCCUUAACCUAAGUUGACUCUUCUCGAGUACCACAUUUCUGUUGACAUCCCUCAAUAAUUUGCACAUAUUGUAAUAAGUAGCACUUGCACUCUUGUACAUUUGUUUGCAUAGUCAGCCUUAAACUCACAGCUGUGUCAUAUCUAUCCUGUAUUUGUUCAGUGUAUUGUUAAUAUUGUCUGACGAAGCAGUUUUGAGUCUAAAAGUGAUUAAUUUGUAUUGUAACAUUCCAAAACCUUCCCAUGUUUUGAUAAAUACACAGU
This is a messenger RNA of Cololabis saira (Pacific saury), 2862 nucleotides long. It is a transcript of the gene fjx1, whose product is annotated as four-jointed box kinase 1. The transcript has a single exon. Bases 344 to 1579 code for a protein of 411 amino acids. Lineage: Eukaryota; Metazoa; Chordata; Actinopteri; Beloniformes; Belonidae. Gene Ontology annotation, biological process: cell-cell signaling. The record is from RefSeq and is a predicted model, not a curated record.